CUCUGACGUGAUGGUAGUAACGCUCUGGUCUCCGUGCCUGUCCACUGACGCGAUGUGCCUCUGAAACUUUCUUGUGGAAUUGAUCUCAAAUAGUUGAAUAAGUCCUGAACCUCAUUGCCACGAUGAGGUUCCUAGUGGCUUCAAGCUUCUGUUUAUGCGUAUGGCUACAUUACGCAGUGGCAUUUACUUACAAUGCGCCUAAUAAUUGUGAGUGGUCGUUUAGAAAUCCUUCCAAGCAGGAUGUUUCUUUGGUGUGUAAUUUGAGAACCAUCAGCAGUGAUUUAGACAGCAGUAGCUUGAGUUUAUCUCAAACUGAUCAUACUAAGCAACUCAGUAUAUUAUGCAGUGAUGUGCUAUUCUUUCAGUCUUCUCUACAGUCGAGAAUCUUUCAACGACUUUACAACUUAGACAAGUUGUCCUUGGAGUACUGUAAAUUGUCCAGCCUCCCGAGUGGAACAUUCCUGGGACUAGAUGCUUUGAAGUAUCUAGCCGUUACGACCCAUAACAGCGAUUGGUCUGGCAUGGCUCUUGAGCUCGACUCAGAAAGCCUUGUUGGAAUGCCGCAUUUGGAAAGUCUUCAGUUGGGCAGAAAUAACAUCUGGACGUUGCCAGAGCGGGUAUUUUGUCCUCUGCCCGCACUACGGCACCUGAACCUGACAUGGAAUCGCCUGCAGGAUGUUUCUGAAGUUGGAGUAACUGGUGGUUGUGGAGCGCAUCUUAUUACGCUCGAUCUUUCUGGUAAUGACCUGGUGAUGCUGCCCGAGGCUGGGCUAGCCGGACUCGAGUCCCUCAAAGAAUUGUACCUACAGUACAACGAAAUUUCUAUGAUGGCCGAUGGGUCUCUGGUAGGCCUGAACAGCCUUAACGUUUUGAACAUGUCCAGUAAUCGACUUGUGGCCUUACCUCCUGAAAUUUUCAACGAAACCUUGGCACUUCAACAACUCUACCUGCAGAACAACAGCCUCAGUGUUCUUGCUCCUGGCCUUUUUUCGAGCCUUACCGAACUCACCCUCCUUGAUCUUUCCCACAAUCAGCUUACUUCUGAGUGGGUUACCAGUGAGACUUUCAAAGGACUAAUUCGUUUGUUUGUUUUAAAUUUGAGCAACAACAAAGUAAAUCACGUUAGUGCAGAUAUGUUUAAUGAUAUGCCAGCGCUUCAAGUCCUGGACCUGAGUAACAAUGACUUGACUAGCAUCAGUGAUCUUACGUUCUCAUCGCUUGUCAACCUUCAUCGUCUCGAUUUAAGUUACAAUCGUUUGGCUACAUUGAAAAGUAGAUCAUUGGCUGGCCUUCACGUCUUGUCAUCUCUAUCCUUGUCUCACAAUAAUCUUUCUUCAAUAGCGCCAACGGCUCUAGAAAAUUGCACUAGCCUUAGAAACCUGAGAAUUGAAUACAAUUUCCUGAAGGAAAUACCUGAAGCUGUAAGCCAGGCAACCUCUCUUCGGACUCUUCGUCUCAGUCAUAAUCAUUUGACCGAAAUCUCCGAAGGAUUUCUGACAAAACUGAAGAAUCUGCAGCACCUCGACCUGUCGAACAAUGUCAUCCGGACGCUGUGCAAAGAAUGUUUGAGCGGUCUCAGUGAAGUAGAAGUGUUAGACCUAUCGAUGAACGAGCUGACUGCUAUUCCUCAUAAUUCUUUUGACACAAAUCAAGGUUUGAAAAUAAUGCGAUUAGAUGGAAACAAAAUUGGUGAUGUUAAUGCUUUGUUCGCUGCUCUGCCUAACCUCAUGUGGUUAAAUGUUUCUGAUAAUCGUAUUACUUGGUUUGAUUAUGCCUUAAUCCCCGCUCAGUUGGAGUACUUGGAUCUUCAGCACAACCGCAUCACCGAGCUUGGUAAUUAUUAUACCAUUCAAAAAGAGCUUCAGCUGAAAACCCUUGAUGCAUCUCAUAACUUCAUUGAAAAGCUGGGGCCCACAUCUGUUCCUGACAGUAUUCAAUUCAUGUUUGUGAAUAGUAAUCGCAUAACAGAGAUUGCAUCGGGCACUUUUUCUGAUAAAGUUAACAUUUCCAUGGUGGACCUCUUUGACAAUUUACUAACUAAAAUAGAGUUGACUUCCAUUCAUUUGUCACAUGUCCCAGAGGAACGUGAACUUCCACAAUUCUACGUGGGUGGUAAUCCUAUUUUCUGCGACUGUAAUAUGGAGUGGAUGCACCGGGUGCAUCAAAUCAGUGCAAGGCGUCAGCAUCCUCGUGUUAUGGACCUCGAUAAAGUGACGUGUACUCUUCCAUAUCCAAGAUCAAACGAGAACAGAAUUUCAUUUCUUGAGACCAAACCCUCGCAGUUUUUGUGCCCUUACUCCUCGCACUGUUUCGCGUUGUGCCAGUGUUGUGACUUCAUUGCCUGUGAUUGUCAAAUGACGUGUCCAACUGGAUGCUCUUGUUACCAUGACGACACAUGGGCUACCAACAUUGUUGAUUGUUCAGCUCGCGGUCAUCAUCAAUUACCUGAUGAUAUUCCAAUGGAUGCAACCGUUGUCUACAUGGAUGCCAACGAAAUGAAUAUCUUGGAUGCACAUCACCUAAUUGGAAGGAAGAACUUGCGUAAGCUCUUCCUGAACGAAUCAAGAAUCGAAAGUAUUGAAAAUCGUACUUUCCAUGGGUUGUCAUCUCUCAGAGAGCUACAUUUGCAUGAUAAUUACUUAGUUAAUCUUGUUGGUUACGAAUUCGAAUUCCUUGAUCAUUUGCAGUUUUUAAAUUUACAAAAUAAUAGGUUAAGAUCAAUUAAUAAUCGCACCUUUGCUGGAUUAGCAGCUCUGGAAGUGCUGAUGCUCCAAGGUAACUUCAUUGUCGACUUUCCUGUUUGGAACUUGAAAGCCAACAAAGGACUGCGAGAAGUUGGACUUGCUAAUAAUCUGUGGUCGUGUGACUGUCGCUACCUUGUCGAUUUUAAAAAUUGGCUCAUUCGGCAGGGUGAAGCCGCGAUCGAUUCUAAGUCUCUAUUUUGCGUUUCCAAUGCCACUGGAGAACCUGGACCUUACAUUCUAGAAACUUCCUACUCUUGUGAGAAUUUUGUUGCGACUUCUAUAGUCCAGGAAAAAAUUCACAAUGACUUCUUACAGCCAAUUCUUAUCACAUUAGGAAUUUUUUUCGUGUUGUUUGUAAUAUGUGCUAUUUUCAUCAUUCUUAGAGUUCGGUUUCAAAAAGUUGUGAGCAAAAAAUGUGGCCUGAAACUUUUUCCUCCCGAGCCUGCCGCCAUUCCGAAAGAAGACGACAAAGCUAUAAUCUACGAUGCUUUUGUCAGCCACAGUGACUUGGACGCAAAGUUUGUCAAUGACACAAUAUCCAGAGAGUUGGAAAAUGCCGAGCCUCCGUAUAAACUGAUCUUAUCCUCUCGUGAUUAUGAAACAGUUGGGAACUACGUAGGAGAUUUUAUUGUGCAUUCCAUAGAGGCUAGCAGAAAAACUGUUCUCAUUAUCUCGAAGAAUUUCCUUGAUAACGAUUGGUGUAAAUUUUCUUUCAAAGCUGCUCAUCUAGAGGCGUUGAAAGCCUUCAAAAGCAGGAUAGUCGUUAUAAUGAUCGGCAACGUAUCUGAAAAUGAUUUUGAUUCUGAUUUAGCAUUAGUUGUUAAAGGCGCUCCUAGUUUACAUUUUGAAGAUAAAGAUUUUUGGAACAAAUUGCACGCUGCACUGCCUGCAUCUCCUACAAAAGCCACAGCUCCUGACUGCUUCAUAAACGAGACCAAUUAUGUUACUAGGAAUACCAUGCCAGGGCUCACUCCUUCUCACAGCAUUAAAACUAAUCCAUUGGUGCCCAGUAUGGUCUUGAACAGCACAAAUUUAAAGAACACUACUUCUCUUCCUCACCAUCAUUUACAUCAUCAUCACCACCAUCACCAUCACGUACCCCAACAGCGAAGUAGUACCAUCCUCCACCAACAUCAACAGCAGACUUCCAUAGGGAGUGACCCUGGUGAUUUGGAUAAGACGUUUGCUAGUGGCGAGACGGCGCAGUCCAGCCUUGCACCUAGCCUCUCCCCUAGCGUAGCUCCCAGUCUUAGUCAUUCCUAUAUGUCCAUCGAUUAUGCUACGGCAUCUGCUGCAAGAUCAUCUCAUAUUUAUGCUUCUAUAGACGAUUCCAUAAAUCCAAACCCACAUUUUCCACCUACUUCGGUUGCGGCAGUCCACGCCCGUGGUCAUUAUCAGCCUCUUCAUCAACCCCUUCACCAGCAGUUGCAACCUGUCAGCAUUAGGAGGGCUCCCAUCUCUCAGUAUCCUGGCAUCAAUAAUGCUGAACUUUCUCGAGAGCUUUUGCAGAAUAGUCCCCAACAUUUUCCACCUAAUAGUUUUAUCCACAAUAAUCAUAGAAAUCCUAAUAUUCAAUACCCUAAUCAAAGACCGGACUUGCCUGCAUCAUAUUUCAUCUGAAUAUUCACUUCCUUCCAAUGGCUGUUUGUUACUUGAACUCUAUGUUUUUAGAGACGUAAUACAUUUUCUUAUUUAUUCGAUAUUUUGACGUAAUACAGACUUAUAAUUUGCGUCUUGUUACCUAGUCUUUGUAAAUAAACUUAUUGGUAAUUUAGGAGGCAUACGCAUACUUAUUAUUACACAUAAUAACUAUUUACUUACGACUUAUGCGGUUGAGGUAUUAAACUUUUGUGAUGUAUCAAGAUGUUUAUAUUUACAUCUUGAUCUCAAUACAUUGUAAAUGGUCUUAUUUACUUGCAACACUUGCAGUUCUGGAAUUGAAGUUGAAAGCGCCUGAUAUCUUAAUGUUCUUAUCGCUGCGUUUCAAGAACCUGGCAAUUCAUACCUUAGCGGAGGUUUACUAUCAUGAAAUAUUUAUAUUUAAAUUCGUUAUACUUGAAUUCUUUCAGUUAAUUGAUCAUCUGACAUGGUAAAAUUUGCCUUUUGUUGUUAAACGUUGACUCGCUCUAAUUAACACCGCAGUUUGGUUUUAAAUCUAAUUUGUCUUGAAGCUAAUCCUUUAAUAAUUCGAAUGUCUAGUCAGAAGAAAAGUUGUCAAAAGAUAGUGGCGCAUUUACGUAAAGGGCACAAUGUUAUCUGGACAAUUUUCUUGGCUAAAGUUUGGAGCUUUGCAGCCUGGUGAAAGUAGCAUAAUGUGCCUUAGAUUCUAAUGUAAUUAUAUACGGUACCUAUACAUAAAUGUAUUAACUGGUCUGUUUCAAAUACUGUUGGUGCACUCUUGAGCGAUGUGUCUUAUCAUUCUAAAUUGUAUGGUAAUCACCAUAUACUUUUUAGCAUCAACUACAAACGGGAUUUGAGUGCAACCUACCGUACUUUUUUCAUUUCAUGUUCAUUGCAAUUGCUCUAGCAUUUUUUUCUUUGCUUAAACCAAGUAGGUAAAAUGAAUUCACUUGAAUAUUGAUUUUAUUUCAGUUAGAUUCUUUUUAAAAUUUUCCAUACAAUAACUUCUAGUAUAGGUAUUUCAUGGAACUUUUCCAAGCUCACGUGUAUUUGUUACUCGUUGCACCUAAAAUUCGAAAACCAUUAUGUUACAUUGUCUUGUAAGUGGCUGAAUUUUAGCAAAUGUCCAAUGUUUUUUGGUAAAAUUUGUUUGAUGAAUAUAAUUUAAAGAUUCACUUAGUCACUAAUGUACGUUUUAUAUUGUUCUCUUCUAUUUAAUGAUUGAAAGAUCCCAUGUGUCAAUGUAGUCGUUAUUCAGCUGAUUGAUCGCCUGAACUAUAGAACUUUUUCCCUUGCAAGAGAACUUCAAAGGAAUUCUAGGGAAUCUAACUUUAUGUUUUUUUUUUUU
This is a messenger RNA of Hyalella azteca, 5712 nucleotides long. Its product is annotated as toll-like receptor Tollo. The transcript has a single exon. Bases 123 to 4364 code for a protein of 1413 amino acids. Gene Ontology annotation, biological process: signal transduction. Lineage: Eukaryota; Metazoa; Arthropoda; Malacostraca; Amphipoda; Hyalellidae. The record is from RefSeq and is a predicted model, not a curated record. Gene Ontology annotation, molecular function: protein binding.